Molecule: messenger RNA, 2739 nt
Organism: Parnassius mnemosyne (clouded apollo)
Lineage: Eukaryota; Metazoa; Arthropoda; Insecta; Lepidoptera; Papilionidae
Source: the annotation of a GenBank genome assembly
AUGUAUUUAAGUCUUACGUCAAUUGUAUUUACAGCGGAACGCACCAAAGAUGGCGAAGUGUUCGAGAUAGUGGAAUACCUCGACCGGAACAGAGACUUCUUGGAGUCAUACGUUAUUGACAGUAUUCCACUAAAUGAAUUGGAGAGAUGGCUUGUGAAGAAAACGACACGGAACAUUAUAUUAUGUGAAUCGGUCUGUGAUUCUAGAACUCUUGAAAGAUGCGAUAAUAAGGGAAAUCAAACAAAAAAACAAAUAUUUAUGGAUUUGGUAAAUAGUCUACGAGAGGACACCAAUGAACACUCUAUAUUGUGGAAACUUGUUCGCUGUAUCAGUUCAUCAAUUUUCGCGGAUGCCUACAGAGUAUUCAAAAUUUUUCCAGAUCAAUCUAAUUUUGUACAAUACUUCAUCACGGAGACUAAUGAAGAAUUGCUUAAUCCAACUCGUUUGAUUCAAGCAAAUUCUAAACAAGUUAUUUUGGUGCUCGAAGCGGCGAAAAGAGGAGCUCCGUGGUGCAUAUCUCGAGACAAUCAUCCAGUAAACUUUCCCGAGACACCACAUUCCUUGUUAAAGGUGUUUGGAGUUGACAUUGAGAAAGAUGCAAAUUAUAUACUUUAUCAACCAAUUUUAACUGCAACCGGAAAAACAGCGUAUGUGAUAGAAAUGUGGCGCGUGGAUAAUAUUUUCACCGACAAAGAUGAAGAGAUUUCUUCAAAUUUCCUCGUAUGGGGAAGUUUGGCGUUACAUUACUGCAAUUUGUAUCUAGACAAAAAACGAGAGCGAUGCAUGUCUGAUUUUCUAUUGGACGUUGUAAAAGCUAUUUUUGAAGAAAUGGUUUCAUUAGAUCAAUUAAUUAAGAGAAUCCUCGAAUUCGCUCAGCGGCUUGUGAAUGCUGAUAGAGCAUCACUCUUCCUUGUAGAUUACAGAAAUUUUGAGCUAGUAUCGACCGUGUUUGAUCUAAAAUUUGAACCUGGGCAAAGUCGAGAUAUGGAAAAGAAAGAUAUUCGCAUGCCCAUCAACAGAGGAAUUGCUGGACAUGUUGCUUUGUCUGGAGAAACAAUGAACAUUCCAGACGCAUAUUCUGAUUACAGAUUCAACAGAGAAGUUGACGAAGCUACUGGCUACAAGACAAUAAGUAUAUUAUGUAUGCCGAUAAAAGUGCAAGGUAAAGUCAUUGGUGUAGUACAGAUGGUGAAUAAAAGAAACCAUGACAAUUUUGAUCAUGACGAUGAAGUAGCUUUUGAAAUUUUCUCUACAUUCUUUGGGUUAGCGCUACAUCAUGCACGGCUAUAUGACCGGAUUAUGCGGAAAGAGCAAAAGUAUAGAGUGGCUCUAGAAGUUUUGAGUUAUCAUAAUACAUGCAGAGAGAAUGAAGUUCAAGCUAUCUUUCAAGAUAAUAGAGCACUAAAUACAAACUUUAAUGAUUUUUACCUAGAUCCAUAUCGGUUAAGUGAGUUUGAAAAAUGUAAAGCUGUUAUAACCAUGUUUGAUGAUCUUUUUGAUUUAUCUAAAUUCGAUGUAAUGACCGUCAUACGAUUCGUUUUGACAGUUAAAAAAAACUAUAGAAGAGUGCCCUACCACAAUUUUGACCAUGGUUGGUCUGUCGCACAUGCAAUGUACGUAAUUUUAAAAAACGAUCAAGCGAAAAGAUUUGAUUACAAAAUGAGAUUAGCACUAUUUGUGGCAUGUUUGUGUCAUGAUUUAGAUCAUCGUGGCUAUACAAAUAAGUAUAUGAGUGAGACUGCAUCUCCAUUAGCUGCCAUGUAUACAACGUCUACCUUGGAACACCAUCACUUUAAUAUAACUGUAACGAUUUUACAACAGGAUGGCCACAACAUAUUUUCUCUUUUAACUAGUGCUGAAUAUAAAGAAAUCUUGGGUUUAAUAAGACAUUGUAUAUUGGCUACGGAUUUAGCAGCGUUUUUCCCUAAUUUAGAAAAGUUAAAAGAAAUUCAUGAAGGUGAUCCAAAGCAUUACAGGUUCAACUGGAGUACUCCUAGUCAUCGAGACCUAGCAAUGGCAAUUUCCAUGACAGCAGCUGAUCUUUCCGCUUCAGCAAAACCUUGGAACAUUCAAAUUAAGACUGUCAAGGUCAUAUUUAAAGAAUUUUAUGACCAAGGUGAUAAAGAAAGGGCAGCAGGGAGAACUCCGAUACCAAUGAUGGAUCGGAAUAAACCUAAUGAGCAACCUGCUAGUCAAGUAGGAUUCCUUAGCCAAAUUUGUAUACCGUGCUAUAAUAUGUUGCACAGAAUGUUACCAAAUACUAAGCCAUUGUAUAUCAUGGCCUUAAAGAAUCUUAACAAAUGGAAAACUAAAGCAGAUCGUAUACUUAAAAAACAGAGCAAAAAUUUGGAAGAAGAAAUAAACCAAUUGGAUAUAAAGGAAGUCACCACAGAUUCUGUGACGGAAGAAUGCAAUGAAACGGAAGAAAGUACUGAUGAAGAGUUACAAGAACAUGAUUUUAUAGAACCUGUUGUCAGUGAUGAAUCCGAAAGUGUAGAUGAUAAAACAAGCAAACAAGGAGCCUUAGAGGAGAAAAGUAGUUGCAUAGAAAAAGCUUGGACAAACGUUAAGCUAGAUACCGUAUCCUGGGAAGAAACGGAAGAAGUCGAAGAAAAAUCAAGUUGUCAUGGAAUAUGGAAAAAUAUUGGAGAAAUAUGGGUGGAUGAAGAUAAUAUUAUAUCAAGACCAAUAAAUUCUGUAAAAGUUAUAACAAACAUUGAUGAUGAAACUAUCGAUUGA